GAGCAUGAGCCUUGGAGGAGGAGCAUGCCGAACAAGGAGACAGAGUUGUGCUGGUGGUAAGAGGUAGAUUGAACCUUUGAAGCAUCAAGGAGGUGGUACGAGAAGAGGGGUGGCCCAACCUGGCGUGCCAAAGUUGUGCAGAGGUUCUAACAGUAGAAAAAACUUGUGGGAAGAUAGAAGAGGGCACUGCAGCCGCAUGAAAAACAUAUAAGUCAUUCUCAACAUGCCCCUGAAGUAUUGUUUCCUGGGAACAUGCAUCCUUCACAAAAAAAGAGAGAGGAAUGAAAUUCAAAAAAUGCAUUGGUGUCACGACAAAACUGACGGAUAGAAAGAAGAUUGCCAGAAAUAGAGGGAACAUGAAGAAGAUUUGUGAGAAGAAAUUUGCCAGUGUUUGAGCUGAGGUGAGCGGAUCCAACAUGCUGUAUGGGAAUACUAGAACCAUCUCCGAUGCAUACUUGAUCUGAGCCCUGAUAAACACUUGAAUCCACAUUAAGAUUAGUAAUAUCAGAAGUAAAAUGAUGCGUUGCAGCUGUGUCUGGGAACCAUGUAUUUGAAGGAGUAGGUGAUGUGUUAAGGGCCGUGUAAUUGGCAGCAAAAGCAGCAGGUGGUUGAGUCGGAUAGGAGUGAUCAUAUCUAUGAUAGCAGGCAGCAGCCAUAUGACCAGGUUUGUUACAAACCUGACACAUAGGACGAGAGAGUCAGGGUGAGGAGAGAAGAAAUGAGAGGGCUGUUGAGGUGGGAGUGGAGCAGGUAGAAUACCCCUCCCUUAGCUACGACCGCGAUGUCCCCUACAAAAAUUAUUCCCACGACCAUGGGAAGCAUUAUUGGGAGGUGUAAAUUUAGUGGUAUUAUGUGCGGCUAUGGUGGUGCCUGAAAGCAGGGAAUGAGUUUGAUGUGAAAGCCUAGAUUCAUGGUUCAAAAGGUAGCUAAAAAUCUGGUGGGGAGAGAGGGCGUCUGGGCGAGUGGUCAGAGAGGUAACCAAACUCUCAUAUUCAGUACCCAGUCCAGCUAGAAGAUAAAUAGCUAGUUCUGAAUCAUCUAGAGGAUGGCCAGCGGCACUUAAGGUUGAGGCAAGAGACCUUGCUUUAUUGUAAUAAUCCGUAAUGGAUUCAGCAUCUUUUUUAAGAGUAGCUAGCUGAAACUUGGUAUGGAUGAGAUGUGCUGAAGACUUAGCAGCAAACAGGUUUUGUAAGGUCGUCCAAACCUGACAGGAGGUAGAACAGUCCAAAACUUGUGCCAAGACCGAAUCAGAGAAGGAAGAGUUGAUGAUGGAGAUUAUCAACUUGUCCUGUAAAUGCCACUGAGUAUGAGCCGGAUUAGGUUUAUCAUUAAGUAUAGCAGAAGGUUGAGGGAAGGAACCAUCAACAUAGUGAAAGAGUUGAUGCCCUUCCAGGUUAAUAAUGCUGGAGUUAGUGGUGCUGUAGUUGAUGAGGAAGGCCUAAGGGCCUUAAACAUAGAUCCCACAUCAUGGCUCUCAGGAAAGGCUGCCAACUUGGUUCAAGGAGUUAUCAAACAUACUGUUGAGAAGGCAGAAGAAUGCUUGAAUACCAAUUACUAUGGUGUGAAAAGGCUAACAGAGGCUCUCCUCCCACUAUUACAACUUUCCCCUGCAGGAGCAAGGGUAGUCAAUGUGAGCUCCCUCAGGAGUGAACUAAGGAAGCAUCACUUUAAGCAGAGGAUUCCAGGUGAGCAUAUAAGAAAAGAACUGGGAGACAUAGAGACCCUAACAGAAGAGAAAGUGGAUGCGAUUUUAAGAAAAUUUCUUCAUGACUUGAAAGAAAAUGCACUUGAAAGCAAUGGAUGGACAUUGAUGAUGCCUGCUUAUAGCAUCUCCAAGGCCAGCCUCAAUGCCUACACUAGAAUUCUUGCCAAGAGGUAUCCUUCCAUGUGUAUCAAUUGCGUUCAUCCUGGCUUUGUCAAGACGGACUUGAACUGGAACACAGGAAUAAUGACUGUAGAAGAGGGGGCUAGAGGCCCAGUAAUGCUGUCUCUUUUACCUGAUGGUGGCCCUACAGGAUGCUACUUCGAUUGUACUCAAGUUGCCGAGUUUUGAUUUAUAGUCGUUUUCCUUUCACAGCAAGUCAAGAUUUAAAUAAGUUACCAUUCCGCUACUGAAAGUACCAUUACGUUCUGCUUCAAAGUUGAAAAUGUGGCUGAAGGUUUAUCUUUUAAGUCUUUUGCAAAUAAAUUAUUAAGAGCACUGAUUAUGCAAAUGCGAAGCCAACGGGGUGUUUGGCUAAUAAAGUCUCAAAAUGUAUUGCAUUGGAUUA
Carya illinoinensis is the source of this 2270-nucleotide messenger RNA. RefSeq names its product short-chain dehydrogenase/reductase 2b-like. Gene Ontology annotation, cellular component: membrane. Gene Ontology annotation, molecular function: oxidoreductase activity. The record is from RefSeq and is a predicted model, not a curated record. NCBI's taxonomy places the organism in Eukaryota, Viridiplantae, Streptophyta, Magnoliopsida, Fagales, Juglandaceae. The transcript has 4 exons. The coding region runs from base 1295 to 2053 and encodes 252 amino acids.